AUGGCAACUGGUAAAGAAAAAUGUUUUACAUGUGCCAAAGAUAAAAUCGUAUACCUAUGCGAAGGAUGUUCACAAAAAUUUUGUUUGACAGAUUUAACAGAACAUCGUCAAGCACUUCACAAAGAAUACGACAAAAUUAUCACCAAUUGUGAUGAAUUUCGACAAAAACUUAUUGAACAAAAAGAAGAUCCAAAUCAACAUCUAUUGAUACAACAAGUUGUUGCAUGGGAAAAAAAUUCAAUUAAGAAAAUUAAACAAACAGCAGAAGAAUGUAGACAGACAUUACUUAAACACACAAAUGACAGCCUUAUUGAAACGGAAAAGAAAUUGAAUAAAUUUAUUUCAGACUCGAGACAAAUUCGUCAAGAAGAUGAAUUUAAUGAAUUUCAUUUAAACCAACUGAAAAAGCUAUUAGAAGAACUGAAAAAAGAAUUUGAUCAACCGCUAAAUAUUUCAAUCCAUGAAGGUUCUACAGCAUUUAUAAACAAAAUUUCAGUCUCGACAAACGAUAAGAGAGCCUUUAAUAUUAGUCAAAAUUAUGGUGAUUUAAGUGGCACAUGGAAAUGUGACGAUGGUGGAUUGUAUUAUAUUCGACAAUUAGAUAAUGCAAUAUGGUGGUUUGGUGCACAACAGGUUGCAACCAAGCGCCAACCGAUAUUUUCUAAUGUUCUUCAUGGGAUGAUUGAUUCGUCAAUGAUAAAUGCGCAAUGGUGUGAUAUCCCAUUAGGUCGAGAUCGUCACAGUGGUUCAAUUACGCUAGAAAUCAUUGGCGUUGGUGAAUUAAAAAAAACAUCAUAUACAGGGUCUUUUUGUGGUUCAAUAUGGAAAAGGCAAUAA
Rotaria sp. Silwood2 is the source of this 837-nucleotide messenger RNA. The record is from the annotation of a GenBank genome assembly. Lineage: Eukaryota; Metazoa; Rotifera; Eurotatoria; Philodinida; Philodinidae.